This is a messenger RNA of Ictidomys tridecemlineatus (thirteen-lined ground squirrel), 4055 nucleotides long. The record is from RefSeq and is a predicted model, not a curated record. NCBI's taxonomy places the organism in Eukaryota, Metazoa, Chordata, Mammalia, Rodentia, Sciuridae.
AGUGUGUGUUUGCGUUUCUCAUUUGUUGCGGAGAGUAUCCGCGGUAAGGUCUGGGCCUUUGUGCAGCGUGGGACGGAGUCUUCAGUCCAGGAGCUCCGGAGCUGCCACCGCAGGUGCCCUAACUGGCUAAUGAGCUAGUGGGAAAGAGCGGGAGCCGCUCCCAGCCUUUCUUAAAUACGCUAGCCCGUUUUGGGGUCACCUGAGGUCGCCGGCCUGGAGCGGGCGGUGCUUUGCUGUCAGAUGAGGUGCAUUGCAGGUUUCCUCCUUUAGUCUUGGCAUUUCUCGCCGAUUUCUUUCUCACUUCCUCUUACUCUAGCUCCCAAGAUGCACCAAGUCCUCAGUGAUUCUGUUUUUUUCCCCUUCUCGUGGUCACUCUCCUCUCUUUUUGCUCUCCUUCACCAAAUAUGUAGAAAAGCAAGAUGUGAGUUCACACCUGACUUUUGUUGAUGAUGAACCUGAAAUCCAGAGCAAUGUUUAAAACAUCAAGUCAGAUAGCAGCUGCACUGUAAGUCAAGGAGUUUCCUUUUGCUGGUACCACCAAGAUUUGUGUCCCCAAAAGGAGACUGGCAAAUACAGAAGCCAUUUCAUUACUAUUUGUUUGGAAACUAGAUCUGACCAUCAAGAAGAAAAUAAGGACAGUGGUAGAAGACUAUAAAAGAAAGCUGAGUAAAAAGAUGCAGCAGGUUGUGCUCUCAGAUGAAAGUCCAGGAUCACCAUGCCAGCUACUUUGCAUUCCCAGCAAUACCCAGCUCCUUCAGAAAAAAGUUCUACCAGCUUCUCAAUAUCCUGUCUUCACUAAAGAUGGAAGUCAAGAAAACCUACUAGAAACAGAUGCCACACUGAUGAGCUGGUCCCAAGCAUCGCUAACAUUUGAGGAUAUAGCUGUGAACUUCACUAGUAAGGAGUGGCAGAGUCUGACCUAUUUUCAAAGGCAUCUCUACAAAGAUGUGAUGUUGGAAAAUUAUGGAAACAUGGUAUCCCUUGGAUUUUCAUUUCCUAAACCUCCUUUGAUCUCCCAUCUGGAGCGAGAAGCAGAGCCAUGUGUUCAGGAUCUACAGUAUGGGAGGUUCCUGAGCUGCUCCUUCCCAGUACCAACAGGCAGGAUAUGGCCUGGGAGUGAGAAGGCACCUUCAGAACAAGAGGUAUUUGAAAACAGAGAAGUCUUCUGGGUGAAAUGUAAGAGUCUUCUAAAUAUUGUUUCCCAGGAUCCUGAGGUUAGAGAAGUUUGUAUGCAGGAUGUCAAACUAGAAAAUCAAUGGGAAACAUUCGUAAGGGGAGAACUGAGAGAAGUGAGAGAAGGCUCUACAGAAGUGACCUUCAAAAAGGGAAAGAACCAGAAGGUACUUAAAAAAAUCUUUAAUUCAAACUCAAAACAUAUUUCAUAUAAUAGAGGGUUUACAAAGCAAAAACUUUAUGAAUAUGCGAAAUGUGACAAAAAAUUCAGCUGGCAUUCAGACCUAAUUCUCCAUGAUCAAAUUCAUUCUGGUGAGAAAUCCCAUGUCUGUAAAGAGUGUGGGAAAGCUUUCAAGACCAGAAAUCAAUUUUCUGUACACCACAUAAUCCACACAGGGGAGAAACCUUUUAACUGUACACACUGUGGGAAAGCCUUCAACAGCAGAUCAGCUCUUUGCAGACAUAAAAAAGUCCAUAGUGAAGAGAAGCCUUAUGAGUGCCAGGACUGUGGGAAGGCCUUCAAGACCAGGACACGUCUCAGUGUGCAUCAGAUAGUCCACACUGGGGAGAAGCCUUACAAAUGUAAUGACUGUGGAAAGGACUUCCAGUUUAAGCAUUCCCUUGUUGUCCAUGGCAGAAUCCAUACUGGGGAGAAACCAUAUGAAUGUGAGGAAUGUGGGAAGGCUUUCAGGGGGAGUUCAGAUCUCACCAAACACAAAAGAGUCCACACUGGGGAGCGACCUUAUGAGUGCAACAAGUGUGAGAGGGCCUUCAGUCAAAGCUCAGACCUAAGCAAACACAGAAGAGUCCACACUCAGGAGAAACAUUUUGGGUGCCCUCAGUGUGGAAAAGCCUUUAGUAUCAAGGCAGAUUUCAGGAAGCAUAGAAGAAUCCACAAUGAGGAGAAACCUUACAAGUGUGAGAAGUGUGGAAAAGCCUUCCGUCAUAACUGUAAGCGCAGGGCUCAUGAACUAGAACACACAGGGAAGAAGCCCUAUCCAUGUGGAGAUUGUGGGAAAACUUUCCAGGAUAGGCACUGCCUUACCAUCCAUCAAAGAAUCCACACUGGAGAGAAACCUUAUAAAUGUUUGGAAUGUGGCAAAGCUUUCAGUGGGAAGUCCAACUUGACCAAUCAUCAAAGAAUUCACACUGGAGAGAGACCCUACACAUGUGAGAUUUGUGGAAAGGCCUUUCAUCAUAAUUCAGUACUGAAGCAACACAAAAGAAUCCACACUGGUGAAAAGCCAUAUACGUGCUAUGAGUGUGGCACAUCUUUCCGUCAGUACUCAGCUUUAACUGGACAUAAGCGACUUCAUACUGGAGAGAAACCUUAUGAAUGUGAGGAGUGUGGCAAAGCUUUCAGGGUGAGCUCCAAUCUUACUGGACAUAAGAAAAGAAAACAUUUGAGUAUGGAGAAGCCAUGAGCUUGAUGAGAAUGGGAAAUCCCUCUCUCCAGUAAACAUUUCCCAGACCUUCUCAGUAAUCAGUAUUUUGACCAUUCAUGCCAGAUUAUAAUGAUUCUGUUGUUCACAACUUUCCAUUUCCUUACCAACUCUUAGACUCGUCCUUCUUGUUCUCCUACAUAGGGUUUUCCUGACUGCUAAUUGUGAGACACGCCCACCCCCCCCAAGAGGCUUUAUCCUUUCUUUAUCUUACGUAUUCACUAAAUUUAUAAAAGAAAGAGAUGAACAAUGGGUUACCCAGCAUUUCUCAAAAUUUCUUGAAAGUGUUUUAUAAGUUAGUGUUCUUAAAAACAAUUAUAUAUAUAUAUAUAUUUGUUUGUUUUUCAGUGAGCACAGUCACUUUCAAGGGUUUAUCAAACUUUUUUUUUUUGGGGGGGGGGGGAUAGGGAUAUAGGGGUUUGAACCCAGGGGCACUUAACCACUGAGCCACAUCCCAAACCCUAUAUAGAGAGAGACAGGUUCUAGCUGAGUUGCUUCCAGUCUUGCUAAGUUGCUGAGGCUGCCUUUGAACUCACAAUCCUCAGCCUCCUGAGCCACUUGAAUUACAGCCAUGCACCACCAUGCCUGGCUCUCACUGUCAAACACUUCUAGAUAACAAUAAAUAAUUUGUUUAAUCCAUACAAUGUUCCUAUAAAAAGAAGAAUUUGAGGUAUAGAAAGAUUAAGAAACUUGCUUAAAGCCAGUCAAGGUGGCACAACGCCUGUAAUCCCAGCUACUUGAGAGGCUGAAGCAGGAGGAUCCCAAAUUCAAGGACAGUCUGGGCAAUUAAGUGAGACUCAUCUAAAAGUAAAAAAAAAGCCAGAGAUAGCUCAGGGGUAGGGCACUUGAUUGGCAUGUGCAAGGCCCUAGGUUCAACCCCAGUACCAAAAGAAAUGAACUUGUCCAGGAUCAUAUGACUAAUAAAUUCUGCACAAAUUAUCUCCCAAGUGUUUAGACUUACCUAGGCAAUUCCCAUAUGCAUACACCAAAUCUUUUGGCAUGAAGUUUUACCUCAGUUCAACACAAAACAUUUUUAAUUGAUAAGCAUUGAUUAUUUUUUGCCAAGGUAUUAAACUUAAAACUGGUACUUCUCUGUAUUGUAUAUCAGGAUUCCUAAGCUUCAGAGUGAAAAUGGAAGUGAGAAAAUGGGUAGAUUUAGGAAUUACAGGUAAGUCAGCAAUACAGUGUUAAGUAGCAAUUUACUUAGGAAAGAGUGUGAAGUCUUAUAAAUACAACAAAAUUUUUCUAACUUUAUUUCUUAAAUAUUACUAUGUUCAUUUGCAUAGCAUAUGAAACACUCUUAUAAAUAUAUUUUUAUAUAUAUUUCAAGAUUCUCUGUGUUCAUAUCCUUCCCUUUCUCUUCUAAAUAUUAUCACUUUAUGUGUCCUUUGUUGCAGAUAGAAUGAAAUACCAAGACAUAAUAAAGCUAUUAAAAUAGAA